CUUCAUCUCCACAGCAACUGCGAGAGAGGACUUCAAGUCCCACAAUGCUUGGUAUACCGGAAGUAAAACACCUCCAUUCAGAGCGGGUCAACGAAAGCACGACGCAGUAAUUUCAGACUUGGAACACUUGGAGACGCAGCCAUGCCGCCCGGGCCCGUUCAAAUCGUUCAGCCGGAGCCUAAUAACAAGAAUGAUGAACCGACAGAAGAAACUCCAGCCACGAAACCGAUCGUUGGUAUCAUAUAUCCACCUCCCGAGGUCCGAAACAUUGUUGACAAGACAGCCAGCUUUGUUGCCAGGAACGGGCCUGAGUUUGAAGCAAGAAUCCGUCAGAAUGAGAUCAACAAUCCAAAGUUUAAUUUCCUCAACCCCAAUGACCCAUACCAUGCCUACUACCGUCACAAGGUCAAUGAAUUCAAGGAGGGCAAGGCACAGGAACCGUCUGCUGCUGUGCCCAAGGUUAUGCAGCAGCAGGCCAUGCAGCAGUCCCAGCAGCUUCCUCAGAAAGUCCAGUCUCAGGUGAUUCAUGAGGCAGUGGUCCCCAAAGAACCACCUCCUGAGUUUGAGUUCAUCGCUGAUCCUCCAUCAAUCUCAGCAUUUGAUCUGGACGUCGUCAAACUGACCGCCCAGUUUGUUGCUCGCAAUGGCCGCCAGUUUCUCACUCAGCUCAUGCAGAAAGAACAGAGGAACUACCAGUUUGACUUCCUUCGUCCACAGCACAGCCUUUUCAACUACUUCACCAAGCUGGUCGAGCAGUACACUAAGAUCCUUAUCCCUCCCAAAGGCCUGCUGAUGAAGCUCAAACGAGAGGCUGAGAAUCCAAGAGAGGUGAUGGACCAGGUUAGGUACCGUGUUGAGUGGGCCAAGUUCCAGGAGCGUGAAAGGAAGAAGGAGGAAGAGGAAAGAGAGAAAGAAAGAGUAGCAUAUGCCCAAAUCGACUGGCAUGACUUUGUAGUGGUGGAGACAGUGGAUUUCCAGCCCAAUGAGCAAGGUCACUUCCCCCCGCCCACCACCCCAGAGGAGCUUGGUGCGCGUAUCCUGAUCCAAGAGCGCUACGAGAAGUUUGGAGAGAGCGAGGAGGUAGAGAUGGAGGUUGAAAGUGAGGAUGAGGAGGAUGAACGGGAGGACAGGGAAGAAGGCCAGCCCUCACAGCCUGAUCAGGACACACAAGUGCAAGACAUGGAUGAGGGAUCUGAUGAUGAGGAUGAGGGUGUGAAAGCACCACUGCCACCAGACAACCCUAUGCCACCCCCACUGCCCCCUACUCCAGACCAAGUUAUUAUUCGCAAAGACUACGACCCCAAAGCUUCCAAGCCUCAGCCUUCGGCCGCAGCUCCAGAUGAGUACCUUAUCUCACCCAUUACUGGAGAGAAGAUCCCAGCCAGUAAGAUGCAGGAGCACAUGCGCAUUGGUCUGCUGGACCCACGCUGGCUAGAGCAAAGAGACCGCAGCAUCAGAGAGAGACAGAUCGAGGAUGAAGUUUACGCCCCCGGUCUGGAUAUUGAGAGCAGUCUGAAACAACUGGCCGAGAGGCGUACUGAUAUCUUUGGUGUGGAGGAGACAGCCAUUGGUAAGAAGAUCGGAGAAGAAGAGAUCCAGAAGCCUGAAGAGAAGGUUACCUGGGAUGGCCACUCAGGAAGCAUGGCCCGAACCCAGCAGGCAGCGCAGGCCAACAUCACCUUGCAGGAGCAGAUUGAGGCCAUCCACAAGGCCAAAGGGCUGGUUGGAGAGGACGAUAAUAAGGAGAAGAUUGGCCCAAGCAAGCCCAGUGAAAUUCAUCACCCGCCUCCCAUCCCCUCCUCUGCACCCAGUCUGCCGAAACCCAAUCCUCCUAUUACAACAGUGCCUCGUCCGCCACCAUCUAUGCCACCUCCAGUGCGCACCACUCUCCUGUCUGCUGUACCUGUGAUUCCGAGGCCACCCAUGGCCCCUGUGGUGCGCCUUGCCCCGGGACAAGUUCUAACACCUAUGCCUCCCAUGAUUCAUGCUCCUCGCAUCAACGUGGUGCCCAUGCCGCCAUCAGCACCCCACAUCAUGGCCCCCAGACCACCUCCCAUGGUUGUUCCAGCUGCAUUUGUCCCUGCACCUCCAGUACCACAGCCUCCAAGCUCUGCUCCUGCACCACCGUCCCACCCACCCCCACCACAUGAGGAUGAACCAGUCAACAAGAAGAUGAAGACAGAGGACAACCUCAUGCCAGAGGAUGAGUUCCUUCGUAGAAACAAGGGUCCUGUGGCGGUCAAAGUGCAGGUCCCCAACAUGCAGGACAAGACCGAAUGGAAGCUGAGUGGACAAGUGCUCAAUUUCACUCUCCCACUUACCGAUCAGGUGUCUGUUAUUAAAGUCAAAAUCCAUGAAGCCACAGGCAUGCCAGCAGGGAAACAGAAGUUACAGUAUGAGGGCAUUUUCAUCAAAGACUCCAACUCCCUGGCUUAUUACAACAUGAGCAACGGUUCAGUCAUUCAUUUGGCAUUGAAAGAGAGAGGUGGGAGAAAGAAGUGAGCCAUGCAACAAGACGAAAAAUUUCUCUACAAUAAGGUUUCACAUCACAGGAUGUCUGUUUUAUGUUUCAGUGUAUUUUUCAGAAGUAUGUUUCAUUCUUUACAUAGUUUUCAUUUGUUUUCAGUCAAAAUUAUAGUCAAUAUUUUAAAUGUGUUCCCUUUCGUAAUGUUACUUGCUCUGAGUGCUAUAUAAAUUGUUCCCUCACUGGAGGCAUGGCUUCACCGUUUUGUUGCUGCAAGAUUGACAAGGUCAUGAUAACAAUAUUUGAUACCUUUGAAGAACAUGUAGAACUCUGUAGUGUUAAUCCAUGUAAUAAAAGAAUAAUAAACAUCAAAAUAACCCAUUUU
Messenger RNA from Myripristis murdjan (pinecone soldierfish), 2849 nucleotides. RefSeq names its product splicing factor 3a, subunit 1 (gene sf3a1). The transcript is spliced from 16 exons. Lineage: Eukaryota; Metazoa; Chordata; Actinopteri; Holocentriformes; Holocentridae. The coding region runs from base 142 to 2502 and encodes 786 amino acids. Gene Ontology annotation, biological process: mRNA cis splicing, via spliceosome; regulation of alternative mRNA splicing, via spliceosome. Gene Ontology annotation, cellular component: U2 snRNP; catalytic step 2 spliceosome; U2-type prespliceosome. The record is from RefSeq and is a predicted model, not a curated record. Gene Ontology annotation, molecular function: RNA binding; protein binding.